Podarcis lilfordi (Lilford's wall lizard) is the source of this 25243-nucleotide messenger RNA. The record is from the annotation of a GenBank genome assembly. NCBI's taxonomy places the organism in Eukaryota, Metazoa, Chordata, Lepidosauria, Squamata, Lacertidae.
CCUCUUGGAAAGUGACAUGAAGUUAGGAUCGCAGCUGUCGACGGCGCCGGGCGGAGGAUUCGAGGUUCCCUGUGCGCGGGGUGGGGAGGCGUAAGGAAGGGGAGCCCAAAACACGAGGCAGGAAUCGAGAGAUCCCCCCGCGAUCCCUCGGUACGGGGCGGGUGGGAGGGAGAGGCAGGACUCCUGGGAUCCUAGUGGUUCGAGCACAGAGCCUGGAAGUCAAAGUCCUGGCAGAGGGAAAUGGGCAUAUUGAGACAGGGUGUAAGGGGAGUGCUGCCUAGUGGCUAUAGCAAGGGGGUUGUAUAUACGUGCAUGUGCCUGGCGCUGGAAGGGACUGGGAAGGGAGUUAGGGUGUAACUGGGUGGAUAGAUUUGCGGGGGGGGGGGUAGAUAAUCCUGUGUACUCUAGAGAAAAUUUAGGGACAGGAAGAAUCGGGUCCUGGCUGCUCAGAGAGAGCGCUGAGUAGUGUCAGUAGUAGCUUAGAACAGUGGCUGGACUCCUGGGUUCUGGGAUCAGGGAGCCGAAGUGGGGCAAGAGAUUUUGUGCUUAAUAAGGUGGGAUCUGGUGGGUUAGAGGAGGAGGAGGAUCAAGGAGCCAGGAAACCCCUGGGGUGUCUGGAGGCUGGAGAGGGCAGUGGUUAGAGCAGGUUAUGAUGGAUGACCCUGAGGAGAUAUUUGGAGGAGAUGGAGACCCCAACCCUGCUCCUUAUGAGGAGCUGGUGUCUGCGAUGGCUGGCGGAUUGUAUGGGGAACUGGAGCGGCUUGUAGGGGCCCAUGGGCCUGGUGCGGUUUCAGGACUCCUGCCGCAACUGGUUUCUGUCCUGGAGUCGCUGCAAGGGGCUUGUGGGCAAGUGCGAGAGCGGGACCAGGCGCUGGAACGCUUGCGGGAUGACCGGCUGAGGCUGCUGGAGCAGUAUGAGCGGGAGCGAUCUGGGCGCAAGCGGGCAGAGGAGGUUGGUACCGCUUUCUUUCUACUUGUUUUGCUACCGCUAUUAUUUUUAAAUGUUUGUUUAGGCUGUGUACACCCUAUACAGUGGUACCUCAGGUUAAGUACAGUACUUAAUUCGUUCCAGAGGUCCGUACUUAACCUGAAACUGUUCUUAACCUGAAGCACCACUUUAGCUAAUGGGGCGUCCUGCUGCCGUCGCGCCGCCAGAGCACGAUUUCUGUUCUCAUCCUGAAGCAAAGUUCUUAACCAGAAGCACUAUUUCUGGGUUAGCGGACUCUGUAACCUUAAGCGUAUGUAACCUGAAGCGUAUGUAACCCAAGGUACCACUGUACAUUUAAUGCGCAUUCCAGACCCCCCCCCAAAAAAACACACUGGGAACUGUAGUUUGUUAAGAAUGCUGGGAACUGUAGCUCUGUGGUGGGUAAACUACAGUUCCCAGGAGUCUUUGGGGGGGAGGGAGAUGCUUUAAAUAUAUGUUGUGUAUGCAGCCUUAGUCUCGGCUGUGUGUUGUGCAUGUCAGAGAUGGGUGACAGUCUUGGGCCAAAGGUUUUACAACACUGGUUGGCAACUACCAGAUUUGGCUGGCACACCAAUCUGAGCCAAAACACGGUGAGUGAAGGCGGGGGUCAUAUUCCCUACCUUCUCACGCUUAGCAAAUCUAGUAUUAGUUUCUCCAAUAUCGUGCUUGACCAGGCUGGUGCUUUUUAGCAGACAGCACUUUUGCUACAGAACUAGCAGCAACGGAGAAGGAUUUUCUCUCUAUGUGGUGCCACUCUUGUGAAUGUACUUUUCUCUAGAGGUCUUGGUGUUAUAUGGAACCAAGAAACAUCCAGCUAACAGAAAUAGAAAGAAAUAAUCUAGGCUCAAGUUGCAAGCAGGGGAGGUUGGCAGUUUCUGUCCCCGGUUGCUAAUCCCCGGCAUCCGCUAAUGGAAGGGCAAUUGUAUUAUGAAACUGAAAGUGUUCUUCUGUGUAUCACGGGCAGUAGGUACCAAUGGGCCCCAUCCUUCAUGUAGUCAUCUAAACUAUAUAUAUAUUUACCAUUGUUUAUGUGAGCUGCCAUUGCAGUAUCUUGUGGCAAGGCAUUCCAUGGGCUGGUUAUAGUUGCUAUCAGGAAGUACUUAAUUUGCUUCUUCUUAAGCCUGUGGCCUGUCAGUUUCAGGGGAUGCCCCUGAGCUUUCAUGCUCUAAUAGAGAAGGAACAGGAGGAAAUUAUUCAUCCUUUGUGCAUCAGUUAAGAUUGUACAUUACCACCACCUUUCCAUUUAGCCUCUGCAAAGUGUCAAAGUAUUACCAGUCUGCAAGCUUUCUUGAUAAGGAAAAUGAUCCUUGUGCUUUCCGUCUAUUUCAUUCUGAGUGUAAGGAAUGGGUGCAUUGCAGGGGUCUGAUGAUUCUUAGGGUCCCUCCCCACGCUACAAUUCUACGACUCUAUGAGCUCAACUGCCCAUUUUAGCAUGUUGAGACUUGGAGUGGAUAGCACAGGGCUGAUGGAGCUGCCGAUGAAAGAGACCUAAGGCUGUAUAUACACACACCACACAUUCAAAGCAACCCCCCCAUAAAGAAUAAUGGAAACUGCUUUCUUAAGGGUGCUGGGAAUUGUAGGGAUGCGGGUGGCGCUGUGGGUCAAAGGACUUGCCGAUCAGAAGCUCGGCAGUUCGAAUCCCCGCAACGGGGUGAGCUCCCGUUGCUCGGUCCAUGCUCCUGCCCACCUAGCAGUUCGAAAGAACGUCAAAGUGCAAGUAGAUAAAUAGGUACCGCUCUGGCGGGAAGGUAAACUGCGUUUCCGUGCGCUGCUCUGGUUCGCCAGAAGCGGCUUAGUCCUGCUGGCCACAUGACCCGGAAGCUGUACGCCGGCUCCCUCGGCCUGUAAAGCGAGAUGAGCGCCGCAACCCCAGAGUCGUCCGCGACUGAACUUAACGGUCAGGGGUCCCUUUACCUUUAAGGGGUAAACUGCAAUUCCUAGGAUUCUUUUACACAGCCCUCUAUGGGUUUGGGAGAAAGUGCUGGGACUGGGGGUGGGUGGGAGAGGUUGUUGGGAUCUCCUGGACUCUCGGGGUUCUCUUCCUGCAGAGGUUUAUGGAGCUGGAGGACGCGAUGGAGCAGGAGCGCAAGGCGCAUGCAGGGGCUGUGAGCCGGCUGGAGGGCCAGAGCCGUGCCCUGGAAGGGAAAGCACGCAGCUACGCAGACCAGGGUGAGAGGGGCGGGUUCCUUUGCAUCCUAUGCCUUUAAAAUCAGAAGUGCUGAAUGUUCUCCCGUGCAGAUUGUUUGAAGAACCUGCGUUUGAUACGGACACUCUAAGAAAUUAUCUCUCUGCCUAGGAGGAAGCCAGUUAGCCAGGCCAGACAAAGUGUGGCCUUGGAAUUCUGUUUCCCCAUCUUCCGGCAGACAGGAUGGCUUCUCCGCCCACCCAUGCCCUUCCCACUGACAGGCAUGCCCUAUCCUGCACCCUCCCAUCUUUUUCCCACUCUCCUUUUUGGAAGUUCUGGCUAAGCUGGUCUAUCGAGUUUGAUGAGAUUGGGGUGUAAGGCAGCGGGGAGCAGAACAAUCUCAUCGUAUAUCUUUUGGGCUCUUUGCAAAAUGGGGCAACUGUUGGUCACAAUUGCGAUUGUUUCCAGUAUAUGUUUAUGUGUGUGCAUACACACAUAUAUGUCUGGCUCUCUUUAGUUUCAGGUUUGUGGGGGGGGGGAAAUACAAUGUGGGACAUGAUGGAGGAUUAUAAAAUUAUACGAGAAGUAGAGAAAAGAGAGGGAGGUGUUAUAUUUUUUCCACUCCCAUAACAUUAGGAUUGGCAAUGCUCCACAUAAACCGCUGGGCAGCAGAUGUAGGGUAGACAGAAGGAAAUACUAUUUCACACAAUGCAUAAUUCAAUCUUGGAACUCCCUGCCGCCAAAUGAGGCUGUAGCCACCAGCCUAGGUGGGUUUUUAAAAAAAAGGAAUUAGACAAAUUCACAGGUAGGGAUAGUACCUGUCAAUACCUGAGUGUCUUAGGCUGCAGUUCUGCACACAGUUAUUUGGGAAUAAAUCCCAUUGAGCUCAGUGGGGCUUGAUUCCAAGUAAACACAUACGGAAUCAGGGCUUGUAGGUGCUUUAGCAAAAGCUGAGACAAAACUAUAUGUGACUUUAGGUGCAUCUUUGACUCUAAUGUGCAGGUUUUAUAAACUGGCAAAUUAUGUCAGUUUCAAUAAUCUCUUAAUUCUUGGAGUCUGAUAAGAUUUGGAGAGCGAAUGUAUCCCUUUCUUUAGAACCACUGAAGGGAAGGGAAUUUCCUGUUCUGAAGCUGAGAUUUGCUGGUGGUGGGAGGCAGGGGAAUUACUCAUUGACACGAACAGAGGACUUCCUCCCCUUGCAAAUACCAGCUUCAAAAGAGAGAUUUUUCUCAGCACUGCAGCAGGCGAGGAAAAGGUUAAAUUCCUUCUCCACAUCUUCUCUACUCAGCAUCACAGGGCAUAUUGCCAUGCUAACACCCAUAAGGUUACACUGUUCUAUUUCUUUGAAAGGGUCUUAGUUAUAAUUACCUCAUGUUGGAUUUUGCCCUCCAACCAGCAGCUCUCAGCUGCUUUGCAGAGUCCGCAACCUAAUUCUGUGACCUGCUAUUAUCUAGACUGGGUUAUAUUUAAUGAUGCUCUUAGAUCCUGACCACAUACCACCCAGGGCUGACUGUUACCACUAGCUCUGAAGAGCUAAUUUAAUAUCCCUUGCCAGUGAUCCACUCCACAACCACCACCAUCACCUUUUUCAGGGCUGCUUCUCUUUUAGCUUAAUUAUGCCCACCUAUUCACAAGUCAUCAUAAAAAAGUUAUGCUCAGUGCUUGUUAAAAAGGUCCCAGCCCAAUAUACACAAUGACAUUUUUUGCAAGCAGACAGGAUUAUUUCCCCCUCAUCCUUUUAAAAAAGGGGGAAAAAAGAAUUGUAUACCCCAUCAAAGUGUAUCUCUAACAAAAUUCUCCAUACCCUCACAAAAUGAAAAUGUGGGUAACAUUGCAUUUAUCGGGACUUAUUUUCUGGUAAGUAUCAGAUUGCAGCUUCAGUGUUCUUUGUGUGAAUCUAAGACAUUAGGAUAUUCUUACCCAUGAGGCUUGAAUCUUUUCUUAUUAUUAUUCAUUUGGCCUAUUUUGCCACUGCAAAGCUUGCAAAUUUGUCUUUAUUUAAAGAUGGCUCUUUCUGGCCCUUUCAUUAGGCAGAGUGAAGAAACUGCCUUGGGCUAUAGAUGCUCAGGAGCAGCUGUGGUUAUUCCUCUUGAGCCUCCAGCCAUUCCCUUCUGUCGCCACAUGGAGUUUCCUGGGCCCCCUAGUCUGUUAUUGAUUCUACUGCCAGUCCAGCUGGCUGCAGUACAUGGAUUUGGGAGGGGGACGCCAUCUUGUCCUUCGCCUCAGGCAGCAAAAUGUCUUGAGCCGGCCCUGCCUCCUCUCUUUCCUGCUUUCGCUGUACACAACACAAAUAGCGCACAAGAUGCAUUUUUAGCACCAUUUUGAAAAUGCCCUUAAGACUAAUGUAAAGCUGGUUUAGGUUUCUUGUCUGUACAUCAAAAUCACACCGCCAUGCCUCCCUGCCCCCCUGCUCUCUCUUCACAGUGGCGGGUCUGGAAGAACAGAAAUCUUCACUCCUAAAGGAGCUUUCAACUCUCAGCCAGAGCCACACAAAGGUACCGUCAGCCUGCAGCUGCCAUCCCUCAUUUGCUCUUUUCUUUUCUCCACUCUUAAGCCAAGCUGGGUCACAAUCUCAUUUUGUCUUCUGCCUUUUACAGAUUGUGCAAAACUACAAGGAAUUGAAAUCGCAAAGGGUGGCGUUGGCUGCUACAAGUCAAGCUGGAUCUCUGACUACAGAAACGAAAAGGUUUGGAAGAGGAAGCUGGCCUGUGGGGUGGCAGCGGGGUUUGUGUGUGUCAGGGGUUCACUUAGGGGCACUGUGCUACCAAUAAUGAUAUUUUUGCCCAAGCUGCUGAGGUUGCGGAGUGUGCUGUAUGGCCAGUUUGCUUUGUACUCCAGCUUAUUCUGUUCCUUACCACAGUGAGCAGCUGUCAAACCACAAACUGUUUUCACUCAUUUCAUGGGGAAAGGUAGAAGUCAUCUAUGGUUACCUAGCAACAGCCAGACCUACUGCAAGUACCACAUCUGGAUUAAGGCAGGAAUGGAUGGGACUCCGACUGGCAAUCCACCAAGGGCUGCGUGUGACAGAAUAGUUAGUUGGGGUGGCACUGGGUUCAAAUCUAAUCUCCCCCUGCCCCAAGGCGAAGAAAGGUUGACAAGGACAAGCUGCUCCAAGGCAAACCUGGUGGAAAUGGGGUGGGGGGUGGGGCCAUGGGCGAGGAAACAUGAACCCUUUCUCCAAUUGUCUUCAGGGGUUUGAUGGGUUUCUUGGAAGAAGAGGGCCUUUUUAGUGGUGGUGCCCCCAUUACAGAAUUCCUUCACUCUUCAGAAAUGUGUGGCUCAAAUAUAGUACCACAUGAUACUUUUUGAAUGUUGGCCAUAGGCCUUGGUGAAACACACGUUUUUGAUUCAGGAAGUACCGGGUUCCGUUCCCGGCAUUUUUAGGUAUGUCAGGGAAGAACAGUCCUGUCUGAGAGCUGCUGCCAGUCAGUGCAGGCACUUCUGAGCAAGGACCAAUGGACUGCUCCGGCUCUGCAAGGCAGCUUCUGAGAUUGCCACGUUUCAAGCUUUUGACAACAAUGGAACUCUACUGGCUAUCUUCCGACAUUUUUUGUAGUGAUUUCUUUUUAAUUUCUGUGUAAUGUUGGUGAUUGGCUUUGGCAGCCACGUUGAGGGCUUUAUUGCCUGUUGAGGCAGGGAAGAAAGGUGAGUAAGAAUCCUUUUGAGAGAAGGAGACGUUGAAGGGGUCGAAGGCAAGAUGCAGGAGGUUACAGGCAUGCCUUUUCCAGGGCAGCCGAUCAGCCAGCCUUGUACAGUAACAAGGAACUAAAAAUAGAUAUUUUUCUCUCCCUCCUCCCCCUGCUCAGGUUGAAGCCCCCACCAAUCCAGGCACCCCCAAAGUUCCUCCCAAGCACCUCGGACCCUGGGUCUCCUGAAUUGCCUCAAUCCCCAGGGGUAAGUGGCUUUGUGUUGUGGGGCUCAAGCCCCUGAACUGUUCCUUGGCCCGUGGCAAACAGCAGCAGCGGUGGACGGGGAGGCUGGAGGGGGGAAGCAGAGGCAUUAAGAGGAGCCAGGAAUGAAUGGCCUUUUAUGUUCUCCCCACCACCACCCGUCUCUUCAGAAGACUGCAGAGUUUCAGGAGCUUCCCAGCACGGAGAAGGCUCCGCAGAGGGACACAGAAAGAAACAAUUUCCCCUUGGCACAAGAAAUGGUGCAGCCGGAACAGGAUGGUAUGAAGGGGGAGCCUCUGUUUUGUCUUGGUGGGGCUAAGCCAGGGAAAAUAACUUGAGGAGGGUAUGGGGGGGCAGUGAGGGGGUGUGAGCGUGGCCAAAGGAAAGCCCUGAGGGCCAAGUGAAGAGGGCUGGUGGGCCAUAUUUGGCCUCUGGGCCUCAGGUUCUCUGCUGCAGCCUAAUGAGUUAGUAGUGUGCCGGUUCUUGAGUUGUGCUAUAUAUUUUGCAUUUUUACUGGGCUUCUGUUCCUUGUAAGCUGUGCCUCUUCCACACCCCUGCCAGAGUCGUUUCCACCACUGCCAACAUUUAGAUUUUAAGCUCUUGUGGGGCAGGGACCUGCCUGACCCUCUUUAUUCUUAUAACAAUAGGAAUUUUCUCCGCAUGCAGACAACAAAAUGCCAGAUAGGUCCUUGCCCAAAGGAGCAAUGCUUUUCUAGAUUAUUUUCAGUAUGGAAAGGACUGUGUAGUGGUUAACAAACACAGGAUAAUAAUCUAGAAAAAAUAAUGUGCUUUGCGUUUGCACCCCACAACCUUCUUCUCUUGUCAGCCUCUCCUACUCUGCAGCGGCGCUUGGACUUGGACGAUCUCCUGAGCUCCACUCCAGAACUGGGACUGGACCAAAAGCAGCCAAGCAGGUAAGAGGGAUGUGUCUACUUAUUAAGCCUCUGAGCAGAAAGCGCAGGUGGGCAGAGCCUGAGUGGUUUGUGCUUGAACAUGGAUGCUCCUUCACUGGAGUGAAGAAACAGCUCGGCUCUUCUUUCCUGUGUCCUCUGACCACAGCAUGCCCACACUGUCCUCUAAUCCUCCAUUGUCCCAUCUAUUCCCUCCCUGCUUCCCCACAGGUGUUUUAAUUUCGGGAGAGUUAGCUCUUCUGGUUAUCCUGCUCACUGCUUUGAAGGGCCACACAUCCCUGAGUUUCCCAGCCAGAUAGCCAACUUCUUUUUCUCCUCACACCCGCAUUUGAAACUGCCGCUUCAAAAGCACCGCAGCCGUAGGAUGGCAAACGAGGCUGAGGAGGACUUCUCUGUGUUCAUUGUCUCUUUAGAAAAAAAAAAGUCCCGCCCCUGGUUUCUGUCUACUGUGACGUCAGAUGUGGGUGGGUGUUGUUGCCAGGUUAGGAGCGGGUGGGUACUCCUGUCUGUCUAUUUGUCUGUCUGUCUGUCUCUCAGCCCCCUGAGUAACACCCUCGAGCGCAACACGGUGUCCCUUUUCGCUGAGGUCUCGGGCCUCAGUCCUGAACUCCUCAGCGAUAUGGAUGGCGGUGCCGAUUUGCAGGGUAGGUAAAACUCCCACCUUCCCCCUCCCUCUGCCUCCUUGUCCUGCUGGGACCUUAUUCCUUUCCUAGAGAACCCAGGAGUCCGAGCUCCCCACCCCACCCCAAUUUUAAUCCAGAAAACCUGCCUCCCAUAGUUCCCCAGCCUAUGGGGAGUUAAGGUUUCUACCUGUGUCCUAGUAGCUCAGCAGUGUCCAUGCUUGACCAUCUUUUCAGGGGAUGCCUUGGAAACCCUGGUGGCAGAAAACACUCAGCUACAGGAGGCACGGUAAGAGCGACCAGCCUAAAGCGAUAACAUUUGUUUGUUUGUUUAUUUUGAUUUAUGAAUCUCCUUUUACGUGUGUGCCAAGGCGCCUUACAAACCAGCUGAAAAUAGUUAUAAAAACAGUACAAAAAUGCUCCCAACAGCUCAAGGUAGGUGUUGGUUUUGUAUUGUUUCUGAAACCUAAGGCAUCCAACUGGAAAAGCUUGCCAAAAGAAAAUGAAAAAAAAAUGCAUUCAUUUGGUUCCAGAAAGUACAGAUAGGGGCAGCUUCUGAUCUCUUCGGAAGUUGAGGGAGAAACUGUCCUACAGAAUGUAGUGACCCUGCUUGAGUGUAUAAGGGAUAAAGCCACCUCUCAAUUCACCUGGUCCUGAACUGUUUAUGGGUCUUUAUAUCUUGAUGGGAGCUGGAGCUUCUUAGAAAGGAAGGUCCUUGUCAAGGGUACUUGGCAGGCAGAGAAAUGGGCCGAGGCCUGGCCUGCUUCUCUCCGCUGGCCCGCCUGCUUUCCCUCUUGGAUCUGGCCCUCCACCUCCUCCUGGGCUGAAGUCUUGCUGUUCCUCAUGGUCCCACCUCUAGAACUGCUCUGGAUACAGCCCGUCGCCAUCUUAUCGCCCGCGUAGAGGAGCUCACCGAAGAGCGCGAGUCGCUACGGGCGGAGCGUGAAGGAACACUGGGGGCCCUGAGCCGCUGCCAAGCCCAGCUGAAGGAGGCUGAGCUGGAACUGAUCAGGUAAGGGUUUGUAAACUGCCUUCCCUGGUGUUUGGCAGCCAUCUUGAUUCCACCACUUGCUGACUGCGCUGGCAAAAAAAGGAGAGGGGCACCUCAAAAUUAGUAGUACACAGGAACAACUCCUCCCCAGCAAAGUCACCAAGGCAAUGCAGACAAAUCCCAAUGUGUUUUGAGUUAGCUAUUCUUUCAGAGGUCACAUGCCUGUCCCACUUAUCCUCACAACAACCUUGUGAGGUAGGUUAGACCGUGUGUGUGUGUGUGUGUGUGAGAGAGAGAGAGAGAGAGAGAGAGAGAGAGAGAGAGAAAGAAUUUAUGGUCCAAUUUCAACCAGUAAGCUUUGUGGCGGGUGUGGAUUUGAUCCUGAUCCUCCCCAGCACUCUGGACAUUUCCGCUCACUCACAGUCUCUGACAAAGAGCAUCAUUUAAAUGAAAUCAUUAUAUGCGAGCCAUUAUGAGAGCCAAAUCCUAAGAGGUGUAUUAUAAAUGCUCUAAGCCAAUACACAGCUAAUGUAGGAAGAUACUGUCCAGUUUUCUUCAGGUUAUGCUAUAUGCUUUAACAGCCUGCGUUGUUUGUAUUCUUAGGAUUAUACUGUAGUGUUUUUAUCCUGAUGCUGUGAAGCAAUGUGUUCCCAAACUUGGGUCUUCAGCUCUUGUUGGACUACAACUCCCACCAUCUCUAGCUCGCAGGCCCAGGGAUGAUGGGAAUUGUAGUUCAAAAACAGCUGAAGAAACACUGCUGUUAAGUAGCUACAGUAAGCUACAAUAAUAAGAGCAGCAUAUCUGACAGCAACAAUAACUAUAGCAAUACUGCUAAUAAUGAUUAAUAAUACUACAGUGGUACCUCGGGUUACAUACGCUUCGGGUUACAUAUGCUUCAGGUUACAGACUCCGCUAACCCAGAAAUAGUGCUUCAGGUUAAGAACUUUGCUUCAGGAUGAGAGCAGAAAUCGGGCUCUGGCAGCGCGGCGGCAGCAGGAGGCCCCAUUAGCUAAAGUGGUGCUUCAGGUUAAGAACAGUUUCAGGUUAAGAACAGACCUCUGGAACAAAUUAAGUACUUAACCCGAGGUACCACUGUGUAAUAAAGGUAGUCUAUGGAUUUGUGUGUUUCUGCCUAAGCACUUCAGACAAACCCAAAUCUUUCUACGCUAGCCUAUUCCUCUGAACAAGUGCAGCUUAGCUCAAGAAGUGAUAGGGCUUUAUUGGAACGACUUAACAAAUCAUUGUGUACCUAUCAGGCGUUGGUUACUGCAGCCUAACCAUUGUUUGGCAUGCAUUAAAAGAAACCCGCGUGUGUGUGUGUUCUGCUGUGCUUGUAUUGAGCUGGUCAGAGGAUAAGGCCAUCAACAACCACUAGCCACAAUGGCUAUGCUCUGCCUCUACUUCUGAAUUCCAGUUUCUGGAAACUGCCAUGUGUGUGUGGAGAUUGCUGUUGUGCUCAGCUUCCCACCCGGUUGGCCACUGCGAGAACAGGAUAUGGGACCAGAUGGGCCAUUAGCCUGAACCGGCAGGCUUUUCCUAUGUUCUUAUGUGUGACCAACAACAUGAGCAUUUAUUAGAAGGGAAGAUGGAAUCCACUUUCCCUGAGACACUGGCCUACAAUUAAUUAUUUUAAAAAAUAAAUGAGUGUGCCCAAAUUCCAGUCGUUCGUCUUUCUCUUUCCAGGAUACGGCAGGAGUUUCAGGAAUCAAGACGUUCUAGUGAGGAUGGGGAGGUAACCAGAGCAUCUUCUGCAGAGCACCCUCCGCAAGGAUGUUGUGACAGGCCGGAGGCGGCCAGCUUUCCCUUGAAGGCUGAGGGAUGGGGGUGCGGACUAGACCGGGCUGUAACUAGACAGGGUUGGGGUGGGCGGUCAGGAUUCUGGGAGUGGCAUUUGUGUGCGUUUGAGGCAGAAUCUGCCCUCUUCCUCAGCAGGCUGAAGGAGGCCUGUCCCGGCCUCAGCGGUUCACCCGGGCCGAGAUGGCUCGUGUGGUGAUGGAGCGCAACCUCUAUAAGGAGCGGCUGAUGGAGCUGCAGGAAGCUGUUCGGCGCACGGAGCUGCUAAGGUCAGUGGCGCCGAGGUUUAUGGCUUGGGGCUGGGGGGGGGGGAGGCAGAUGGGUCUGUGACCCCAUAACCUAAGUUAUGACUCUUUUUGACAAGCCGCCCUCUACCUCAACUUGACGUGAGGUUGGGUUUUUCCCGCUGAAUUGUCUGAAAGCAGCUCAGUGACUGUGACCCUUGUUGGAGCUUGCCAUGUGGCACCAGGGGCAUGAUGGGAAAUCGAAAUCCCUCCCCCAACCCUCCUUGCUUCGCUCUAGCAGCAGAGCAGCUAGAGGCUUCUUUUCCUUUCUGGCGAUCCUUCCCAAACAGCACCCCAAGUGCCAGGGAGUUCGGACUGGAGAAGAAGGGAGAGGACUCUCUCCCUGCUGCCAGUGCAGCAGUAAGGAAGGGAAUUAGUACUUCUGAGGGGUCCCCUUAAUGUUGGAGGUGAGCAGUGGCUAUUUUUCUAGAAAAAGAGGUGCCGGAACUCACCGUGAACGCCUGCCUUGUUCUCUUAGAAUGGCAAUGGCACCCACCUGAGAGGUGCCAGAACUCAGUUCCUGUGAGUUCCAGCUUUUAAAAAAAGCCCUGGAGGUGAGAAGGACGAGUCACGGAGGCUUGUGUUGUGAGGCAGGGAAUUAGGAGACUCAGCAGCAUCACGAAUGACACCAUAUUAUCCAUUAAGUCCCACCCCACUACUGCUAGUAGAAUCUUUUCCCUCUCGGGAGAAACCAGCAACUGCAGGCAACCUGCUCAUUCCAUUCCCUAGGAACCAGGAAUGGGGAAUCUGUGUCCCUCCAUAUGUUGUUGAACUCCAGCUCCCAUCAGCCCCAAGCUCAGAGAUGAUGGGAGCUGUGAUCCAUCGGUGUUCAGAGGGCCAGAGGUUCCUUAUCCCAAUCCUUGAAGCUGCUCAGGGCAGUCAAUCACUCUGUGGCUGCCCAGCCAAUAAUUAUUUUCCCAUAGUACAAACUGGGCGGGAGGGAAGCAGGUCAGAAUGGAAGCCAGGAGAGAAUUGGCUUAUAGAAAUACACUCUGAAGAGGUGAGAUUUAAACGGGGGAUUAUAGACUCAUAACACAAGUUUGUCACUCAGACAAGAGGAGGCAAAUGGCUCUUAGGUGUAGCAAGUGAAGGGCUGCCCUGAGUAUUAACAGAGGAUCAGGGAGCCAGUCGUGCAAAUGGUUUGGGUUGCCUGUUUCCCCUUUUUCCAGCCUCGAACUAAUGGCUAAUGGAGGGAGUCACGGCAUGGUGGCAGCCUUAAAGCAAUUGUUUCUCUCUUCUCAGGGCUUCGCGGGAGGAACAAGCUGUUCAGAUGAAAAAAUCCUCUUUCUGGAAAAUGUAGGUGCCGUCUAAGAUCUGCCCCUGAAGCUGUAGCUGUGCACACUCUGCCUUGACAUACUCUGCUUUGACAUUUGAUAUUGGGCAUACAACUUUGCAUCCUGAGAAAUUUCUUUCUCCCUUAGCAAGACGUUAUGGCUGCAUGGAUUAGUUUGAAAGCGUGCAAGGGAGCAAUGCCUAGUGAAGGCUACUAGUUUGCAGAUGCUGGGCAUAAUGGCUGUGUUCUGUCUCCAUUGUCAGAGGCAGUUGCUGUGAAUCACUAGUGGGGAGAGUGGCAGUUGCACUUAACUCCUGCUUGCAGGCUUCCCAUAGACACCCAAUUGGCCAUUGUGAGAAUAGGAUGCUGAACUAGAUGCGCCACUGACCUGAUCCAUCAGAGCUCUCCUUAUGUCCUUGUGAGAGAACCUUCCUUGCCAUUCAUAACAAUGGCCCUGCCUUGGACCAAAGUCAAACAGAACUCUGCAAGCAAACAAUCCGUGGGCUCCUUUUAGUCUGGUUCCGACAGAUCACAGUUCCAUCAUUCUUGGUGCAAAACCCCCUUUUCUUUCUGUUGAAUUUUGAUUUACUUUUCAAAACCGAGUACUGACAGUGCCCCCUGCCAUUCCCUCCUCAUUUCCCCUGAACGCAUUGUAUUUUCCUCCUGCAGUUUCGAUCGCUUAUUUAGCCCCUCGGACUCCCCAGAGAGGGCUCCUGCAUCCCCGCUGCCACCCGGGAGGGCCCGGUCCAGCCCCAGCGGCCGCAAUGAAUUGGGAAGGAAUGGGGGGCAGCUGUCUCCAGCCUUGAGAUACAUCCCACGAGCUACCUCGCCCAACGAGUAAGUUGUGUGGCAGUAGCUUGGCAGGGGGAGAGGUAGGAGCCAGAGAGUGCAUAAGCUGAUUUUGCAAUCCCAUCAUCGGCACCUCUUGGGAACCUGUUGCUCCCUUUAUAUGGGGUUGGGCUGCUAGUGGAUCCAUCUAGUCCGGCACAGGCUGACAUCAGCUCCCUGAUGCCAGGUUAGACCAUUGGUUUGUCCAGCUCAGUAUUGUCUCCUCCAGGCAUGGUAAAAUAUACUUGGAGUCCGGUAGUGAUUUCAUGCUCUUUAUUGCAGCUUGUAAAAUAGUGAUUGAAUUGCCGCCCCCCCCCCCCAACCUCAGGCUUUUAUAUACAUUAUUUACACAAUGAGUCCCGUCUGAUUGCCUGAUUCUGCUUCCCUCCUGGAGCCUGAUUGGUCUUUUCCUACAGACCAAUCAGUUGUUGCAUUCUAGGAUCCUACUUCCCUAUUGCUCUAGGAUCCCAGCUUAGUACAUAACACAUGGGGAACCCUUUGGCCCUCCAGAUGUUGCCAAACUACAGCAAUCAUCACCCCUGGCCAUUGGCCAUACAUACAGGGCCUGAUGGGAGUUGUAGUUCAGCAGCAUCUGGAGGGCCAAUGGGUUCCCAUGCCUGGUCUACUCUGACUGGCAACAACCCUCCAGUGUCUUGGGCAGAGAUGUUGCCCGACCCCAAGACCUUAGAUCCCUUUUAUUAACUGGAGACGCCCUGGCUUGAACCCUGGAGCCUUCUGCUUUCAGAGUGUGCCUUGUGGGCUCACUCUACAUAAAAUGAAGAGGCUUUAUACGGAGUCUGCUAACUGGAUCCAUCUAGCCCAUCAGAGGCCGACAGCAGCUCUUCAGGGUCUCUGGCAAAAGUCCGCCUUGGGCAACAAUUGCAUGCAGGCCCAUCUGGGUAAAUCCAGCUGAAACCUGAGCAUUUCCCCUGGUUGCAACUGGACGCAGGGUUGUCACUGGAAGCUCUCUGCUGCCCCCUACUAUAUCUGGCUUUUAUAUCCGCAGAGCUGACGCCUCCCCUCAGCAGAAGCGGAGAGAGCUGUACCGUGAGAUCCGCUCCCACAUCUGGCAGGAGCAUGGUCGGGCGCAGAUCCAUGGGUGGAGCCAGCCGCCUGCGCUCCAGGUGAGCAUUCUAGCAGGGGCAGCAAGGUAUCUGACCCUAUGGAAAUCCCAUGCCAAGGGCUAGGUCCUCAAGUACUGUCUUUUCAAAGCAGGUCAGGAAAAAGGUAAAUGCAGCAUUGUGUGUGUGUGUGUGUGUGUGUGUGUGUGUGUGUGUGUUUUAUCAUACCAGACAGUGUGCAACAAUUUCCCCACAUUUGACAAUGGAAUGAUUGUCUAAAAUUAAUAAAUAACAAUUGCCAUCAGCAUUGGCAUCCUGCCGGCUCCUGAAGACACACCUAUUUGGGCAAGCAUUUCCCAAAACUGAACUCCUGAUGUUAUUGCUUGAACUGUUUUUUCAUUGUUAGACUUUCGAUUGUUCAUUUGUUUUUAUUGUAUAUUUUUUAUUAAGGAUGUUUUACUGCCCCCAAUGGAUCUGUUGUUGGGUAUUUCGAUUCACACACUGAUUUUCAUAGUUGUGAACUGCUUAGAAACCGUUUUUGGCAUAUAACAAAUAAACAAAUUCCAUCUAGGAAAUGGGGUCCACUGAAUUCGACCCUAUUGAGUCACCCAACAAUGUGGUGCUUUAGACUAUACAUUUGCCUUGUUCUAUCCCAGUCAUGGGAUCUGACCUUAGUUUUGAACUGGCCACUCUUGCAGUGAGUCUCCACACAUUAAAAUCCAGCCACCUUUUCUCUGCAGGGCUCUGACCCCCUUUCAGGGGCUGCCGACGUACCUGUGCUCGCACAAUUACGGAUGCUGGACCAGAAGGACCCCAAUACAAAGGUAACAAAGCAGUGGGUUUCCAAAUGCUGAAUAGCUAGGGAUGUUUCCCCCCCCCCGAGUUAUUAUUAUUACUAUUAUUGCUUUUCUAUCCCAUCUUUCUUCCAAGAAGCGCAAGGUGACAUACAUGCUUCUCCACCUGCCCCUAUUUUAUCCUUACAACAACCCUGUGAGGUAGCUUAUGGCUGAGGGACCGUGACUGGCCCAAGGUCACCCAGUGGAUUUCAUGUGGUUGAGUGGGGAUUUGAGCCCUGGUCUCCCAGUGGCACUCUAACCACUGCACCACUGAAUUGAAAUCUGCGGCCACUCUAGGAAAAUGGUGCGGUUUUCCUGCUGUAAAGUGCUAAAAAGGGUUAGUUUGAGUAGGUGUUGGCUGAGUUCAGAGCAGGGACUCGUCCAGAGAGGUAGCAAGCAGCCUCCUCUGAGGAUAGGCCACUCAGCUGCAUGUCUGCUUUGGGAGUGAUUCACGUGAUCCAUUGGCGUUGGCAUCAGCUGAGUUAUCAGGCCCUCUGAAGGGUGAGUGGAAGGAGACCAAACCCUGCAGAGACUCUGGGCAGUUCCUGCAGUGGCAGGCUCAGAAAAAGCUUAAGGCUUAUUAAAGUGGCACAUUUGCAGUUCCUGUGGCAAAGGUUUCUGGCUGCAAUUGGGAAGGGUGGGGUGUCAUUCUUGUAUGGAAAGCGACUCCUUUUACCAGGGGGCCAGCAGAUCUCAAUGUCGUGCCUGCCUCUCUCUCAUUGUAGCUCUGGUGUGCUGCAGCAUCAGUUGGCACUGAGACUCAAGAAGAAGCAGAAACCGUAAGUAUCACCAUCACCAUCAUCAUCUCCAUCAUCAUUAUUGGUUUUACUCUUGCUUCAGAAUUCUCACUUAAGGUUCCCUUUUCAGGGUUGGUUUUUUUUGUGUGUUUUUUUUGGUGUGUUGUUUUGGUGUGUGUGAAGUGAAAACUGCUCAUUUAGGCUGACCUUCAGUUCAGAGAGAGGGACGUGGGUGACACUGUGGUCUAAACCACUGAGCCUCUUGGGCUUGCACAUCAGAAGGUCGGUGGUUCGAAUCCCUGUGACAGAGUGAGCUCCCGUUGCUCAGUCCCAGCUCCUGCCAACCUAGCAGUUCGAAAGCAUACCAGUGCAAGUAGAUAAAUAGUUACCGCUCCGGCAGGAAGUUAAAUGGCGUUUCCAUGCUCUGGUUUCGGUGCUCUUUUGCGCCAGAAGUGGCUUAGUCGUGCUGGCCACAUGACCCAGAAAAACUGUCUGCGGACAGACACCAGCUCCCUCGGCCUGUAAAGCGAGAUGAGCGCCACAACCCCAGAGUCAUCUGCAACUGGACUUUACCUUUUUCCUUUUUUCAGUUCAGAGAGAUGUUUGUCUCCUGCAGCAAGAGUCUUUUAGCACUUUAAAGACUAACAAAUUUAUUAUGAGAUGAGCUUUUGUGGACUCGAGGCGUCUUCAUCAGAUGUGUUAAGUGGCAAGUAUAUAGAUUGCCAUUCAAGAAUUACAGUCGGUGAUCAUUGGAGCUUAAAUAUAUACUAAAUCGGCACAUUGUUAUAGCAGCAAGUUGAUGAUAAUGGGCUGGGAUUAUUGCAUUAAUGCAUUUAGAGGGGCAGGGAACCGUUAGCAAGAAAGAAGUAGUGACUAGAACAGAUAUCCAGCACUGGUAACACAUGAGAAAAGAUGUAUAUCCCCUUCAAUAAGUUAGUGGUUUUUCCUCUGACUUUUCUCAGCAUUUUGUUUUUGUUCUGAUGCUGCAUUCAAUUUAUUUCAUGUUUUUAUUGUUGUUAUAAUCAUGCACACAUAAAAUUGUAAGACACUUCAGCGGCUUGUUUUGUUCUGUCUUUGUAAUUUAUAUACAGUGGUACCUCAGGUUAAGUACUUAAUUCGUUCCAGAGGUCUGUACUUAACCUGAAACUGUUCUUAACCUGAAGAUCACUUUAGCUAAUGGGGCCUCCUCCUGCUGCUGCGCCGCCGGAGCACGAUUUCUGUUCUCAUGCUGAAGCAAAGUUCCUAACCUGAAGCACUAUUUCUGGGUUAGCGGAGUCUGUAACCUGAAGCGUACGUAACCUGAAGUGUAUGUAACCUGAGGUACCACUGUAUUGGCAAACAAGACAUGGUUGCAGUUUGGGGUUCUUAACUCAGCCGUUCUAUGGUGCCCCUUCAGAUUUAAGACCAGAAACAUUCCUUGCCCACCCACAUGCUUAACCUGCUGCUGUGCAUGGAGAACUUGAACACAGGAUGGGAGGGGGGCGGGGAGGAAGGAGACACACUUCCCCAGGUUGUGUAAAUGUCCUUGCCUGGCUGCCUGGAAAGCCUAGGCAUGUGUGUGCUUGUCAACUGAAGUGACAAAACAGGUACAAAGACUGAAGUUUAGGGAUUGUCAAGGGCGUGUGUGUGUGUGCGCACGCGCCCAUCAGCAUAAAAGGGAGGGAGGCUGGUCAACGCCCACAAUGUCUUGCUGAUCCCUCCACUUCUUUCUCUUCCAGGGCACCUCUCAUCACUGCUCUCGGCUGUGGGUGGCCUCAGGGACCCACUCUGCAAGCGAAGUGACUCUAUUUGAUGCCCAGAACCCAAACCAGCUCCUGGAACAUUUCGUGCUGCCUGGAGUUCACGUCCUCUCCAUCGCAUGCGUGCCUGGUCAGUGCAAGGAAGGAGAAUCUAUCAUUUUAUACUGUCUCUUAAUACACACACAUGCACACUUGGGCCCUUAGACUGAUUGGCUUGUUCUUUAGUCCUGUGCUUUGGUUCUGCCUUUUGGUCCUCACUGCUGUCUUGUCUCAUGGCUCCUGAUACCCUCACAACCCAGCCCUGGCAAUGACUCUUGUCUCUCCUGCUGCUCCUACACGUGGAGCUCCCUCCUUGAGAUUUGCACCUGGUGCCACCUCUCUUUUUUCCUUCUACCGCAUCUCAAAACACACCUUUUCCACUUGGCCCUUGACUUUAUCCUAUUAACCCUUAUUCCUAGCUGUAGCCAAGCCUCAAGUACACAAAACUUUACCAACUUUACAUAUUUUAGACUGCAAGCACCAUAGAUUUUGGACUGAAGUUUUGUGUCUAUGUGCAGCUAGAUAAAGAUUUCACCUGCUGUGCCAAAAAGGUUCUCCCCAGCCCUGCCUUGUAGGAUUCCUAAGCAGGGACUCCAGCUGUUUCUGUGCUCCCUGAGGAAGGCCGCUUUGCCUUCUCCGUUCUUCCUCCAUAGGCCUCGCUGUGCCUGGUGGCGAGAGUCCCGAGCGAGAGCCAGAGAUCCUCGAAGACCCCCUGGCGCCCGGAUCCGACAGCGAGGAUGAAGUGCUGGAGAUGGAGGCGGUUGGCACAGAGCCCACCGUGUGGUUUGGCACCCAGGAGGGCUGGUAAUUGACACCCAGCAAGGUUGAAGGGAGAAAAAAUGGGAGGUGGGGGUAAACCCCCGUUCCUGAAUGGAUUGCCAUUGUUGAGCUUCUCUGGCCAACCUCUGCCUCUUCCUGCUCCCACCAACUCCAACCACCAGGAACAGCAUCCUGCCCUUUGACUGCUGCUGCCACCAUCGCUUCGGCUGCCAUAUUUGACAAUCCCAUGGGCUUCCACCAGGUUUAUUUACACUGAGGGUGCCCAGCAUCCUCAGGAGAUGCAACAGUUGGAACUGAAAUGCUGGUGGCUGAUGAGAGCAGUUAAUAAUAAUAAUAAAUAAUAAUAAUAAUAAUAAUAAUAAUAAUAAUAAUAAUAAUUUAUUUGUACCCUGCCCAUCUGGCUGGGUUUCCCCAGCCACUCUGGGCAGCUUCCAACAAAGAUUAAAAAUAGCGCAAAAUGUCACACUUCAAAAACUUCCCUGAACAGGGCUGCCUUCAGAUGUUUUCUAAAUGUCAGGUAGUUGUUGUUCUCUUUGACAUCUGAUGGGAGGGCGUUCCACAGGGCAGGCACCACUACCAAGAAGGCCCUCUGCCUGGUUCCCUGUAGCUUUGCUUCUCGCAGUGAGGGAACCGCCAGAAGGCCCUCGACGCUGGACCUCAGUGUCCGGGCAGAAGGAUGGGGGUGGAGACGCUCCUUAGGUAUACUGGACCAAGGCCGUUUAGGGCCUUAAAGGUCAACACCAACACUUUGAAUUGUGCUCGGAAACGUACUGGGAGACACUGUAGGUCUUUCAAGGGAGGGAUGGGGGAGCAGGCCUGGAGCUGUGCUGGGGGUUGGGCUGGUCAUCAGGAGGACUCAGGGGGUGUCACCUUUGGAGGCUGACCGCAUCUCCCCCCCCCUCCCGUAGCAUCUAUAUUCACUCCGCCAAGACUGAUUGGCGCCGCUGCCAGGGCAAAGUGCAGCUGAAGGAUGCCGUCCACUGUAUUGUGUGAGUAUGUGGACUUCCAUCACCCUCUCUGAAUGCUGUGGAGCCCCACUGCCUGCCCCUCGUGGAUGUCGCCUGCCUUCCCAUGCUGGUGCUGGUGCGACUUUCCUUAGUUUUAGGCCCCCAUCUACACUAAAGCAAUGUCACAUCGUUGUAAGCAGCCAUAGUUUCCCCCCUAAGCUUAAGGGUGCUGAGAGGAAGCUAAAGUUCCCAGAGUUCCCCGGGAAGAGGGACUGACAGUUCAACCACUCUGGGAACUGUGAAGGAUCUGUGAGGGGAAUAGGCCGUCUCCUAACAACUCUCAGCAUCCUCAGCAAGCUACACUUCCCAAGAUUCUCUGGGGGAAGCUAUGUCUGUUUAAAGCGGUAUGAUACAGUGCAGUGCAGAUGAGGCCUUACUCUGCUGUUUUUGUCUCAGCCACACCCAGGGCCGUGUAGCAGCUGCUCUAGGGGACGGAUCUCUGGCCAUUUUCCACCGAGACACAGGUACGUCCUGCUCCUUUCAUUCCUCCCUGCCCUGCCCUGCCUUCCCCACAGCUCAGGUCCUCGGUUUCACUUAAUCCCUGUCUUCCUCAGUCCGGAACUGGGACCUGCGCUCCCCACGCCUGCUUGACUUGGGGCGGCCACGGCGCUCCAUUCGUUGUGCCAUCCCUGUGCUUGACCGGUUGUGGUGUGGAUAUGGGAACAGAGUCUACGUGCUGGAUCCUCGCACUGCUCGCAUCCAGGUGAGUGUGCCCCUAAUUGCAGCUUGAGGCGGUGGCUGAAACCCACAGAGACUUGCAUGGCUGGUUUUAUGGUGUAAAAACGGUAGUUCGAAAUGGCCAGGAUCAUUCUGUGUAUCAGUGUUAGAACAGUAUUGCUACAAGAACUAGCCGGUGAAUUCAUUUUGGCUGUUCUCUCUUUUUUUAUUAUUAAUGUUUUUAUUGGGUUUUAGGACAAAUGCAAGAAGCAAAAGCAUAUAAACUCUACAGAGUGGAAAAAAAGAAACUGAACAAAGAAUUGAAACAUAAGACAGAUAAAACUGUGAAAUUAAUUGGAACAAGCCUGUCAGGCAAAAGUACCAGUGCAUUACAAAAUCUGGAAUUUUGGCCAUUCCUAUUGAAAUGGGCGCGGGUGGCGCUGUGGGUAAAACCUCAGUGCCUAGGACUUGCCGAUCGUAUGGUCGGCGGUUCAAAUCCCCGCGGCGGGGUGAGCUCCCGUCUUUCGGUCCCAACUCCUGCCCACCUAGCAGUUCGAAAGCACCCCUAAGUGCAAGUAGAUAAAUAGGUACCGCUUUAUAGCGGGAAGGUAAACGGCGUUUCCGUGUGCUGCGCUGGUGCCAGCUCACCAGAGCAGCUUUGUCACGCUGGCCACAUGACCCGGAAGUGUCUGCAGACGGCGCUGGCUCCCGACCUCUUAAGUGAGAUGAGCGCACAACCCUAGAGUCGGACACGACUGGCCCGCACAGGCAGGGGUACCUUUACCUUUACCUUUAUUGAAAUGGGUAGAUCCCGAGGAACAACUGCUAGCUGGCACAACUUGGAGAAGUGUUGAGAUCCAAAAUCUAGAUGUCAAUGUUGUGGAUGUGGGUCUGGGGUCGGGGUCUUGAAUCCAGGCUGCCUGUUGCAACCCACUUUCUCUUCCUCCCCCCAGAGGUACUUUGAGGUGACUUCACACCCUGAAAGCCAGGUGCGGCACAUGGCAGCCGCCGGCAACGGCAUCUGGGUCUCGGUUCGCCUGGAGUCCACCCUGCGCCUCCUCCAUGCCGAGACUGGCCAGCCGCUGCAGGAGGUGGAGCUGGGGCCCUGCGUCAGCCGCAUGCUUGGUGAGUGUCAACGGCCACCAUGACUUGGGGGCUUUGGGCGGGACUCUGAGCAGAAUGCAGGGACACUGCAGCAUCCGGGAAGGAGUUGGCAAGGCAAAGCUGUUGGAUUAGCCACAAACAAGCCUUGGCAGAGGAGAGCCAAGAAGCAGACUGCAGGGAGAACGUCCAGGACAGGAGGGUUUUAUGAGGGCAGGAAGCUUUUAAUAGAAGGCUCUCAGGCCUGAGAGGGGCAUCCUGCUGCUUCCUCCUGUGCAUCAGUAUCUGGGCUGGGUCAUGGGCAGUAGUCCGAGGUGAGUCAGGAGCUGGGAACCAGCCAUUAGUCCCAAGCGGGACCAAAGAGGAAGGCUGUGUCUAUUUUAUGAUUUACUCCGGUUCCAGUGCACUCCCACCACAGUAGUCGUGUGCAAGUGACAAAAGCAAGCCAGAAAUCAGCGCCAAAGAAUAACCAAGGAUACAGAAACAGGCCAGAGUGCAGGCAGACCUUGGAACAGGAAGGCCUCACAUGCUUCUUCCUGCCUGGGAGGAGCCAAUGGCCAGCCCUGGGCUUUGGGGGUGCCUCACUGUGAAGCUGCCACUUGCAGUUCAAUGGCUCACCAAAUGGGGCAGCUGGGCUCUCCUUCAUGGGAGAUCAGAUGGCCAUCUGCUUUAGUUGAGAUGCCUCCAUUGCAGAGGGUUGGACUAGAUGACUAGGAUCCAGGUACCCUAGUUUUGGAAUCUCCUGCCUGUUUAAUGGAAAAUUCCUCCUUUUUUUUCCUCCUCACUCUCCAGGGCCGAACAGUCUUAGUUUAGCCAUGAACAUCUCAGCACUUGGCGCUUUUGGGAAACGGCUGUGGGUUGGCACCUCUGGUGGCACCAUCAUUUCCCUGCCCUUCAUCUCAGGUGAGCACCUGUGUGUGUGUGAGAGAGAGAGAGAGGGAGAGGGAGAGCGAGUGCAGCUGCAAGUGUAUACAUAGCAGAGUUCCCUGGUGGCUAUUUCUGUGAAUUUUCUCUCUUGCUUUCUCAUAGAAUUUGCUGGGAGCUCGGAAACGUCUUCUCCCACUGGCAUCCCUUACUGUGCUCUGGAGCAAGCCCAGAUCAGCUACCACGCGCACCGCGAUGCUGUUCGCUUCUUUGUCUCAGUCCCAGGUAACCAGCACGGAGGAAUCGAUGCCCAUUCCUUGGUUCUUCGGGGGAAACAGAAUUCAGUGGCUUAAAAGAACUUAAGAGCAUGGAAUCCAAAGCUGCUGCUGCUGCUACCAUUCUUUAGAUAAUGCCAAAGAUGUGCAGUUAAUAGAGUACUAGAGGACAGGUCCUCGCCCCGAGGAACUUACAGUAGUCCAAAUGGGAUGUUACUGGAGCAAGAAUCACUGUAGCCAGACUAUCGCUGUCCACAAGAGGAGAAUGGUGGAUAUAUAAAUGCAAACUUCAGCUCUGUCUGUUCUUUGCUUACUUUAGGGUGUAUGAACCCAUCCUCUUCUGAGAGCACCAAGGAAUCGCACGGCCAAGAGGCACCAAGCAAACCUUGCAGCUUGGUGCUAAGUGGAGGGGAGGGGUAUAUCAACUUCCGGAUAGGUAAGCAUCUUACUUUACAGGUGUGAGGGAAUGACGUGGGUACGGGAUAUAGGCAUCCUGCCCCAUUAUCCCAGCACCAGGUACAAUGUCUUCUUGACUCCUUUUGGCCCUCUGUUUUUUUCCUCCUUACCCAGGCGAUGACACUGACGACCGCUACGGCGACCUGCUCCUCCCGAACCCACGCUUACGCCGAGCCGAGCGAAGCCACCUCAUUGUCUGGCAGGUGCAGGCCUGAGGCUCUGGUGAUGGGCACUGUCACUACUUCAGGGUGGUGUGGCACAGCUCCAGCCUAGGAGGGAAUUGCACUGUGGACAGAUAAGACGCUGGUGGUUGUGGGCUUCCCAUCUCACUCUCCUGCCCUCUUUCCCCACGUGUUUAACCCUCUGGUGUCUGAGGGUUGGGGCAAUGACUUUUUGCAAUGUUCUCAGCCCGAGGAUUGUAGCAGAAGCCAUCUGGAUGCCAGGAUCUGUUUUUUGUGAAUCUGCACGUUGAGGGGAUCUGCAACGGGUGGUUCCUUACCCCCAACCCCUUUCUAAAGAAGCACUUCCACUGCUAAGGAACUGGAGCACUGUGCUGCUUUGCAGUAAGUCAACCUGCUCUGAUACGGACUACACCCCUGUCGAAUCCUGCUAUGUUCAUGCCUCCCUGGGUUAUACAGCACCAGCAACUUCCCUCUUAGUGGCCAGAUGGUUGGGAGCCAGAAUGCAGCUAUCUGGGUCAUGUAGAAGGGAAGAGGCCUCUGUUCCAGUUGGGAAUGAAGGAAGCAGAUCUGGUGAGUUAGAGCACACAAGGCCAAGAACCAGGACUCCUAGGUUUAUCUGGAAAAGGAGCAGCAUCCAAGCGCAUUGGAGCUACAACCACCACCACCACCAUCCCGUCCUCCUUUCACGUGUGAUUCUUUGAUGCACUUUUGAUUCUACGGGUUGAGACAUGAGGAGAAGACAUGGAAAAUCUUGAACUACAGGCAUGGAUUUGUUGAAGGCUGUGAGGCAGCACUACUCAGAGAGGCCUGAAGGGGGAGCCCUCUCCCUGCUGUGCUGCCUUUGAUCUGGAAGCGGAAUAUUGAUUGAAUUGGUUCCCGGUGCUAUUGAGCUGAUCAGAUCCUGGCUGCAGUUUUGGAGUGAUGCUAGGGCCGGCCGGGACACACAACUCACUGUUAAGUUUCUCAGGGUUGCUGUUCCUUGUUUGUUUGUCUCACCCAAGGGUGAGGGUCUCCGGCGGCCUCUCAGGGUCUAUUUCUGUGGGUUGGUUUCUAAUAAAGCUUUAAUUAUUAUUAUUACUAUCAUCAUCGUCAUUGUCAUCAGGUCAUCCUCUUGUUUGCACAUGAACUGGAUUUAUUGUUGGCUUCUCCCACCACAAGUUCCCCAUCUGUUGUAAAAGACGUCCUACUCUCUCACACACCUUUUUGUGUGUGUAUCUGCUCCUUUCUCAAUAGAUGUUCAGACAUUACUAAAAUGAGGGCUUUCCUUCCUAUGGGAUGACCAGAAACACAACUCACAUAGUAGAACCGGCAAGGGGCAUGGACAUCGACACUGAUAAAACCAGCACGCCUUUUAGCAGGCGAGUCCUACAGAGAAAUGGGAGGGUUGUGAUAAUCACAACUACCGCCAUUAAGCACCGACAAGGCCUCAAAGUGCAUCACUGACUGGAGGAGUUUUCAAAAACUGGAUGUGCUCACUGCGGGGGCUGUCCUCACUGCUGCUCUUUUCCACUGGGGAAAACCAUUCUUUCAUGCUUAGUCGAAGCAAACGAGUUUUCAGCUACAGUUCCCGUGAUUCUUUGGGGGAGACGUCGCGGGCUUUAAAUGUGCACUGGGUGUGCUUUAAAUGUGUGGUGUGGAUCUCACACUAGAGAGGGAGCGGAACUUUUCCUUGUCCACUUUCUGCACAUAAUUUUAUACACUUCUACGGUGCUGCCUUCUGUCAGGCUGCUAAAGGGAUAGAGCAGGAUGCACAACUAUCACACUCUCGCUCCACUACAUUUUGAUCCCAUGGGCGUAGCCAAGGGGGAAGGCGGGGAGCAUCUGCC